This is a messenger RNA of Centruroides sculpturatus (bark scorpion), 1069 nucleotides long. Its product is annotated as myb-like protein L. The transcript is spliced from 9 exons. The annotation marks the transcript as partial. The record is from RefSeq and is a predicted model, not a curated record. NCBI's taxonomy places the organism in Eukaryota, Metazoa, Arthropoda, Arachnida, Scorpiones, Buthidae.
AAUUAAUUUUAGUUAAAUGGUACCAGACAACCAGAAGAAUGUGAAUUAAUGUGGAAUAAUUUAGUUCAUCCAUCAAUUAACAAAGAAAAAUGGACAGAGGCUGAAAAGAAAUCCUUACUGAGUAUUGCUGAAAGAUAUCAGUAUAAAGAUUGGGAUACAAUUGCCGAAAAGUUACAAACAAAUCGAACAGCUUGGCAGUGUUUACAAAAAUAUCAAAAAGAAGUAUCCAAAACUAAUGCCAGUGGUCCAUGGACAAAGGAAGAAGAUGAUCUUUUAGCAGAAGUUGUAGAAGCUUGUAGAGUUGGCAAUUACGUUCCUUGGCAUCAAGUUGCAUAUUAUUUAGAGGGUAGAAGCAAAUGUCAAAUUCAAGAAAGAUGGAAAAGAACAAAACUGGCAAGAAAAGGACAGUGGAGAAUAUUGGAAGAUAUGAUUCUAAUAACUGCAGUAAAAAAGCAUGGAGAAGAUUGGAUUAAAGUAGCUCAGUAUCUUCCGGGAAGAACAAAUAAUCAGUGUCGUGAGAGAUAUAAAAAUUCUUUGAAAGAAAAUUUGAUGUUAGGCUCCUGGACAGCUGAUGAAGAUAAAAAGCUCAUGAAAGUGGUUAAUGAAAUUGGUGAAGGAAAGUGGUCAAAAGUAGCUCAAUAUUUACCUGGGAGGACUGAUAAUUCUAUAUACCAACGAUAUCGUCUCAUCAAAGCGAAAGUUCCAAAUGCAUUAGAUUCAAUAAAUACUGAAGAAAAUGAAGAAGUAAGUUGUAGUAAACCUCUUACUAGAACAGUUAGUUGCCAAAAGAAGAUAGAAAGAAGAAAUAUUGUUUAUCGAGCACUUCAAGAUCAAAUUCUAAAUUUGAAAAUGGAGGAUCCUUCAACUUCUACAAAUUCUAUAUCUGAAAAUCUGAAUGGAAUUGACAUAACAACGAUUAACAAGCUUCUAAAUAAGAUGCUACCUUCUUUGAAAGCAAAAUCUCCAAAUCCCAAGAAGAAAUCGAAAAAAGAAAAAUCUAUAGAUGCUGCUUUAGAUGCAUUUUUAUUACCUUUGGCUCUAAAUAUUUUUCAGAAACCAAAAAUAAAAG